AUUACUGACUUGCCAAGUAUAAUUCAUAUCUAUUUCUCUCUGUCUUCUAAACAUCUUCAUCGUGUAUAUAUAACUAGUUUCACAGAAAAGGGUACUCUCAAAAUAAGCUUGGCUGGAGUUAGGGUUAGAGAAGAUGGAAUGGGGCAUGGGAUUGUUGCUGAUGGUGAUGGGUAUUUUGUUGAUGAAGAUGAAGACGAAGACGAAGAAGAAAGAAAAUCUGGAAAAGAAGAGUGACUGGGGGGUGCCCAAAGGGAGCUUGGGUUGGCCUUUGAUCGGUGAAACUCUCGACUUCAUAGCUUCUGGUUACACCUCUCGACCUGUCAGUUUCAUGGACAAACGCAAGCUUCUGUAUGGGAAGGUGUUCAAAACACACUUAUUGGGAACACCCAUCAUUGUGUCCACAGAUCCCGAUGUAAACAAGGCGGUUUUGCAGAACCAUGGCAACACCUUUGUCUCUGCUUAUCCCAAAUCGAUCCGAGAGUUGCUUGGCGAACAUUCCAUACUUCAAAUGAAUGGUAAUCUCCAGAAGCGACUCCAUGCACUCAUUGGAGGUUUCUUGAGAACCCCACAGCUUAAAGCCCGUAUCACAAGGCACAUUGAAAACUGUGUCAGAUUAACCCUGGGUUCUUGGCAACACAUGCAGAUGUUACAUGUUCAAGAAGAAACCAAAAAGAUAACAUUUGAGGUUCUGGUGAAUGUUUUGAUGAGUGUUGGUCCUGGUGAAGAUUUGGACUUUCUGAAGAGAGAAUUCGAAGAAUUCAUCAAAGGCUUGAUUUGUUUGCCCAUCAAAUUACCAGGAACAAGACUAUAUAAAUCUCUGAAGGCCAAAGAAAGGUUACUGAAAAUGGUGAAAAAGAUAGUGGAGGAGAGGAAAUCGGCUAUGGAGAAAACGGACGAAAAGGAAAUGCCCAAGGAUGCAGUGGACGUGCUGUUACGAGACAGUGAAGAAGCAAGCGAGAAGCAAUCCCUGCCGUUGGAUUUCAUCAGUGGGAACAUAAUAGAGAUGAUGAUCCCUGGAGAAGAGACUGUGCCCAUGGCGAUGACCCUAGCUGUCAAAUUCCUCAGUGACUGCUCUGUUGCCCUCCACCAGUUGAUGGAGGAGAACAUGGAACUAAAGAAGCAAAAGAAGGAUUCUGGUGAAGAUUACAGUUGGACUGACUACUGGUCAUUGCCUUUCACUCAAAAUGUGAUAAGUGAAACCCUUAGACUGUCAAAUAUCAUCAAUGGUUUGUGGAAAGCACUUAAAGAUAUAGAUAUAAGGUUUUCUUUGUAGUGUUGCUUUGAACUCGAAUCUGCAUAAAUAUGGAAAAACGUAAAAAAAAUCAUUUAAGAAAAUUGUUUUUGCAGGUUAUUUAAUACCAAAGGGAUGGUGUGUCCUGGGCAUCUUUUUUUCUGUUUCACAUGGACGAUGAAAUUUAUGAAAAUCCAUAUCAUUUGAUCCAUGGAGAUGGGGAGGUUAGUUUAAAUAGUUGCAGAGCAAAUUUGAUUCAUCAAAAAAACUUAUAUUAAGAGUUUAAUUUUUUUGUUUUUCAGAAACUUGGAGCUUCUGUUAAACAAUAGCUUUACACCAUUUGGAGGUGGGCAGAGGCUUUGCCCUGGUUUAGAGCUAUCAAGGCUUGAAAUUUCAAUCUUCCUUCACCAUCUUGUCACCACUUACAGAUGUGUUGCUCAGGAGGAUGAAAUCGUCUACUUCCCGACUGUUAAGAUGAAGAAGAAGCUGCCAAUCAAGGUCACCCCUUUAUGAAACUUAAAGUAGUUUGGUCCGUCCAUGAAACACUAUACAAAAGAAUCUAAUAAUUUAUAUAUAUAGUUUCAAUU
Molecule: messenger RNA, 1818 nt
Organism: Hibiscus syriacus
Lineage: Eukaryota; Viridiplantae; Streptophyta; Magnoliopsida; Malvales; Malvaceae
Product: 3-epi-6-deoxocathasterone 23-monooxygenase CYP90C1-like
Exons: 7
Coding region: 134-1273 (379 amino acids)
Biological process (GO): multicellular organism development; sterol metabolic process; brassinosteroid homeostasis
Molecular function (GO): oxidoreductase activity, acting on paired donors, with incorporation or reduction of molecular oxygen, NAD(P)H as one donor, and incorporation of one atom of oxygen; iron ion binding; heme binding
Source: RefSeq, a predicted model, not a curated record